Messenger RNA from Gopherus evgoodei (Goodes thornscrub tortoise), 4727 nucleotides. It is a transcript of the gene SHE, whose product is annotated as Src homology 2 domain containing E. Bases 321 to 1688 code for a protein of 455 amino acids. NCBI's taxonomy places the organism in Eukaryota, Metazoa, Chordata, Testudines, Testudinidae. The transcript has 6 exons. The record is from RefSeq and is a predicted model, not a curated record. Gene Ontology annotation, molecular function: phosphotyrosine residue binding.
GGACCAGCCCCCCCCCCCGUGACUCCAGCUCCCCACCUCUGCGAUGGGGGCCCCCUUGCCGUGACUCUGCCCCUCCCCCCACACCGUGACUGUAAUUUAUCGGGGGCGAGGGGGAAGCGGGACCACCCCUUCUCCCGUCCGCAUCCCCUGCUGGCUCUGAGCAGGCACGGAGCUCCUACCCGGGCCCCGUGGGUGGGGCACACCCCCUCCCCCAACCCACCAGGCUCCAGAUCCCCCCCUCCCCACCAAAGGUCACAGCCCCCUCCCCGGCAUCUCAGCUCCGGCCUUUCCCAGCCGUAGCCCGGCAGCCCCCCCGCCCCAUGGCGGCCAAGUGGUUCAAGGAGUUCCCCUCCAGUCUGAAGACGGCUUCCGAGCGGGCCAGACCGGGCAGCGGGAGCCUGGGCAAGCUGUGCAGUGCCUCUCGGAAGCCCCUGGGCCCCGCCGAGCCGGGCCCCGGCCCACUGCAGGGCAAAAACCGCAAGAACUCGGCGGCCGAGCUGGGGGGCUGCAGGGCGGCUCCGGGGCCCAGCAAGGACGGUGGCAGCAGGCUGUCCCGGGACAACCUGCAGGGGCUGAUCCAGGCCGCCACGGGCAAGAUGCGCAAGAACUCACGGGCGGAGGGGAGCCCCCAGGAGGGUGCCCCCAAGGGCCCUGGCUGCAGCACCUACAUGAAUCGGCUCAUCAAGGUGGACGCCCAUGAGAAGAAUGGGAAAAGCUACCCCGGCAGCAGCCCCUCGCCGGAGGAGGAGAAGGGCAGGAGUCCCAAGCAGGAGACGCAGGUCAUCAUUCUGGAGGACUACGCCGACCCGUAUGACGCCAAGCGCACCAAGGGCCAGCGGGAGGCGGAGCGGCUGGGGGAGAACGAUGGGUACAUGGAGCCCUACGACGCGCAGCAGAUGAUAACUGAAAUCCGCAGGCGGGGCUCCAAGGACCCUCUGAUCAAAGCCAUCCUGCUGCUGGACGGGCCCGGGGAGCCAGGGGAGGGCGGCACUAGGCCAGACGCAGCGCCCAAGCGGCAGGUCUCCAAGGAGCAGCUGGGGAAGGCCCCGCCGCAGCUCUAUGACACCCCCUAUGAGCCCGGGGAGGCACCGGCCAGCACCCCGCAGGACAGGAAGAUGCGGGCGGUGGACAGCCGGCUCCCGGAGAAUGACGAGCGCCCUGCCACGGAGUACGAGCAGCCCUGGGAGUGGAAGAAGGAGCAGAUAGUGAAGGCUCUGUCAGUCCAGUUUGAGGGAGCGGAGCGGGUGGGCACCCCCAAGGACGAGGCGCUGCGGCAGCACCAUCGCCAGAAGAGCUGGACUCCCAAGACCCUGAAGCCAACGCUCGCAGACCAUGGCGAGGGCGAGCGAGUGGACCCAGCCCUGGCGCUGGAGAAGCAGCCCUGGUAUCAUGGAGCCAUCACCCGGGCUGAGGCCGAGAGCCGACUGCAGCCCUGCAAAGAGGCCGGUUACCUGGUGCGGACCAGCGAGACGGGGAGCGGCAAAUACUCCAUCGCACUCAAGACCAGUCAGGGAUGCGUCCACAUCAUCGUGGCCCAGACCAAGGACAACAAGUACACGCUGAGCCAGACUAGCGGCGUCUUCGGCAGCGUCCCCGAGGUGGUGCAUCACUACUCCGCCGAGAAGCUGCCUUUCAAAGGGGCGGAGCACAUGACCCUGCUGCACCCCGUGCACAGCAAGCUGCAGUAGCAUGGCCACACCCAGCCAGCUGCCUGGGGCUUCGCCACGGACUUUGGGGCAGCCAGGGGCCCGGGCGGGAUCACGUGUGGAGCCAGGUGCAGCGCGGGGGCAGCAGGUGCUCUGGGGCCCCCCCUGGACAGAGUCAAAGACCCCGCUCCCCAGCACAUCUGAUGUUCCAGCCAGAGCGCGGUUGGUGCCCCCGUGGAAGCGGCCGCUCAGCCUGCAGGACACUAGCAGGGGCUGCAAUCUGGGAACGCUCUGCCCCACGGAGAGCCGGAACUGCCAGGCUUUGGUGCCGGUAGGGAUCGCCGGAGUGGAUCGUCCCGCAGGCCAGCCAGGGAGGUGGCCCAGCCUCAGGUGACCCUGCGCUGCCUAGGACUGUCAGUGUGACUCUGGGCAGCAGUGGGCACGGUGCUGAGCAGCUGGUCCUGGUCUCAAUCCCCUUAAGGCCAGAGGGGCCAUUUGGCUCCUCCGGGCUGGCCUGCCUGGCACAGGCCAGAGCUCCUCCCCUGCUGACUCCUGCCUCCCGGGCCAAGCCAGAGCCGCUGUCUAGAGGAGUAAUGUCCCCUUUGGCUUCCUGGGGUCUCUGAUGGUUGUGGGCAGCUGGGGCCCGGCUCCACUGGCACCUUGGCGGCCAUUCUGCUUCCCUAGACUCUCCUGUGCCCCGGGAGGCCCCUUUGCCCCACUGCUCUCUGUCCAGGGCAAGGUGUUUGACUCGACUGCAAGGUGUCUCCCUGCUGGGAGCAUCCUUGUGUCCCUCCGCUGCAAGGUCGUUCCCCCUCCAGGUCUUCUCUCCCCUCCAGUCUGCCCCGCCCCAAGCCAGGGCCAAACUCCUGCAGCCUUCGCUGUCCAGCACUGAGUCUGCAGCCGGCUGCCCCACGGGUUUACGGGAGCUCCCCAGCGAAUUCCCAGCACUGGCGCCGUGUGCUCAGCUUCCCCAGGCGGGCAGGAGGCUUGGCAGGCCAGAUGGACCAGCUCGGCGUAGGGGCAGGAUGUAUCUUUACGUGGCGGCAUGACAAAUGGCAAAGGGAUCCGCUUGGCUUCCUUUUCGCCCAGCCUGAAAUGCAGCUGUUCUGGCCCAGGCCUGUGGGGUGAGGGACAGCCCUAGGGGCGGGGGCCCAGGCCAUGAGAGCCAGCGAUCUGGGAGCUGGCUGGGUAGGAGCCUGGCGGUAGGAGCGGAGGGCAGCUUCUGUAUUCGGGUAGUGCAAGACACACACACACACACACCCCCCCGGCAGGUGGUAACGCCCAUGCCUCCUCGGCAGGCGGUAACGCCCAGCCUCCCCCACUGGCAGCCGGUAAUGCCCAGGCCCUCCCGGCAGGUCUUGCACUAGAUUGCAGGAAGGGCAUUUUUCUGAUGCGCUUUUACGUCCCACUAGGGUAAUUCCGUGGGCCGAGUCCCAGCGCUGAAGGAAGUAACUUCCACUCGGACUGUGGCUCGGCACAGGUCCUCUGUGGGGAAGUCCCCCACGGUUUUCCUCUGGGAGCAGCAUUUGACAGAGGGGUUGUUCCGGGCUGCCCCAUGGGCCUGUUCCCAGGGGCCAACCUGCCCCUGCUUCUGGCAGUGCCCUAACGAGGAUGUGCCUAAUGGAGUGGGGGCACCUGACAGCUCCUGUGGGGCACGACUGACGGGCGGCAGGCAGCGAUCCUGGCACCACCUGUACGCUGCCUUUCUGCCGCUAAAAACAAACUGAUGCGGCAAGUGAUGCCCUGCCCGUAACGGGGCCUGGUCCCGGCAGCCACAAGCCCCGAGAUGGUUCUAGUUUGUUCAGGUGCUUUCCCCAAAGCAGGUUUCCCAGGACCAGGAGUAAACUCCUGGGAGCAGGUGCUGCCGCCGUACGGCGCUGGGCUUCGUUCUACCAGGCCUUGCUGUGGCAAAGCCCCAGGCUGAUCGGUGCAUCGCUGGCCGGGGCUCAGCUUAGCACCUGCUUUGCUGACUUGGUGCCUGGCAGGGGUUUGUUAUGGAGGGGACGGAAACUGCCCCAAAUCCCCCAGUGCCGGCCACCCCCCCCCCUGCUCUGUCCCCUACACAGAGCCAGGGGCUCCCCUGUUCUCUGCAACCUGGGGUGGGCAGAGACCAGAAAGGGGCCGAGUAGUGCUUGGGUCAACACUGCCACCCUGUGGCGAGGACUCUGCAUUACAGGGAGCGGGCAAGGGAGGAAAAUGUUACCCCUAAGUUGCAUGGCCUAAGGAAUUGUUUUUGUCUGGCCCAGCCAAGGGAGCAGCUGGAGCAGUGACAGCAAGGGCCCAGGAGCAGCCCCCUGCCUUCCUCCACCCUCCAGGCCAGAGGGCAGCAGGAGCGUGUUCUUAUGGGAACCUGCUCACUGCUAAGGACCCCCACCCCAGCCUAAGGGGAGGAUCCACAGGACCUGGAAACCAAAUAAUUCUGGGGGACAAUUUCUGAGCUAACCCAGGCAGGUUCUCCCUGCUGGAGCCUGGCCGGAGACAUGGGCCGGCCAGCUGUGGGCGCUACAGGCUGAGGCUUUGUCCUCAAUAUGGCGUUAGUUCUGCUCCACUUACCCUGUGCCAGCCACCUCCAGGCAAUGCACCAACACCCUCACAUCUGGGGUGGGGGGGAGCGACACAUCCAUUAGCUUUGCAGAGAGGACAAGCCCUGCACCCCUCCAAAGGAAUCGAAUCCCCUUCCCAAAGCGAGCCAGGCUGCAGCUUGAUCUAGCAUUGUCCCGGGGGAUUCCAGUUAGCAUGUGCCUGCAGCUCGCGUGCCUCCCCGGGAGCAUCCAGCUGGCCCAAAGGUCUCAGAGACACUCCUGGGUUGGGCAAGUGAUUGGCAGAGCGUCCUGGCAGGUCAUCAUGCUUUGUGUGGGUUGGCAGUUAGCACAGCUGGCUCGAUGGCCAGUGUUUGACCUUUGGUUUUUGGAGACUGUGUCUUUAACCAGCUGCUUGGCUGUAUUAAUUGUUUUUAAAGUAUUUAUGAUGUUGCCCGAGGUAGUUUUAUGGUGUCUUGGAAUGUCAGUGAGAACAGAUAAAAGGCUGCUUGCAGCCAUGGCGCUAGGUGGAAAUAAACUGUCACUUCAAGGAACAGCCUCA